GGCAUGGCGGCAGCGUUCCUCAUGGAGAUCAGGCGGGCGACACAGAGCGCGCUGCUGGUUGUCCGCGCGGCGGCGGAGAUCCCCAGCGCGCCGGUGGAGGUGUCGGUGUGCGCGGAUUCCGUGGAAGUGAGGAGCGGCGGGAGCUGCGAUGCGGCGGCGCUGCCGGCAGGGGUCAGCCUGGCGCCGUCCUCGUGCCGCGGGCUCCGGCGCCUGCGCGGGGACGGGCUGCACCUGCGCGUGCGCCUGCGCGGCCCGCCGCCCGCCGCCGAUAUGGUUUUUACUUUGAGGGAAAGCCUGAAACCCAACAAGAAUUACAUCUUUUACUGUCAGUCCUGUGGUGACAUCGUAGUGAGCGACCGGAAAUUUCUCAGAGUUCUUCCUCUACCAAGUGAAAACUGGAGUGAUUUAGUUGAAGAUUGGUGUUGUCACCCUGACCCCUUUGCCAAAAGAACUUUGCACCCUCAGCAUGGUGACUGUUUUGUUGGAGACACUUUUCUUCUGUUGAAUUCAAGAAAUGAAUCACGUGUGCCUGAAUCUCCCAUGUGCUGCUCAGAUGCUGCACGCUGUGUUUCGCAGAGUGACUCCAACUUGAAGUCAAAAGAAGAUACCAGAGUAAUUUGUAAGCGCUGCAAGACAAUGCUGGGAGAAACAGUUUCAUCAGGUACCAUUAAAUAUUAUGUCACUGAGGUGGUUAUUCAAUCAGCUGAGGGAGGUUUCAGUCCAACACCAAGGUCUCAGUUUGUACAGAGCAUUGUUGCUCAGUGUCUUUUGGAAUUAUCCUCUGCAAAAAGCACAUUUAGAUUUACCAUAAAAGGAGAUAAUGGAAAAACCUAUAUUCUGAUCUGGCUUUUAAAUUCUGACACAUUGCUGGUAGAGUCUUUAGGAAGUUCCUCCUCCCACAGUGAUUUUACACUCUUUGGAGAUAUCCUUACACCUAGCUCUGGACCAGUGGGAUCCUGGAAUGCUCUCAAAGUCCUUUACCAGCCAUGCAUUCAAUGCAGAAAUAAGGAGCUUGCUGAUGCAUGGGAAGAUGAUAUGGGAGUUCAUCCUUUAAAGUUUCCAUCAGAAACAUGUUUGGAAUUAUUGUUGAUACUGGGUCUGAGUACCACAUCUCUGCCACCUUCACUUCGAUGCAUGAACUCUUUUCAGGUUGCCUUUUUGAAGAUGUGAAGAACGAAGAUACCUGUGUUGAAAACUGUUGUUAGAUUUAUUUUCAGGAGAAAAGUGUACAGAUAACUUCCAAUAGUGGGACUUUUAGAAGAAAAUCCCCUGGCAAUACAAAAGAAAAUUAGGUGGGGUGGUUGGGUGUAUUUUUCAUAUCUGAAUGUGUUUCAAAACCAAAGACUUGACUUUUGAAUCCAGUGCAUUCUUAGAUGUCAUUGGAAGAGUGACUUACCUGUCACUCCUGUGACAUCCAGCUGGGGUGACUCUUGUCAUGUCUUCACUGCUAAAAGGAAAUUCCCUGUGUAUCUUGUACUACCUUUACCAGUGUUUGAUAGCAAUGUAUAUAUCCUUAGGUAAGUUCACAACUGGUAGUGAAUGUUUUAAAAUGUCAUGGAUACUAAUGUGAGUUCUUCACCUUCUUUGUUCUGGUGAGUUAGAGGUGCAACUUUAAAAUAUAAAAUCUGUUUUUUGUAAAA
Molecule: messenger RNA, 1640 nt
Organism: Melospiza georgiana
Lineage: Eukaryota; Metazoa; Chordata; Aves; Passeriformes; Passerellidae
Gene: UBE3D
Product: ubiquitin protein ligase E3D
Exons: 10
Coding region: 4-1170 (388 amino acids)
Biological process (GO): protein autoubiquitination; protein monoubiquitination; proteasome-mediated ubiquitin-dependent protein catabolic process
Cellular component (GO): ubiquitin ligase complex; cytosol; nucleus
Molecular function (GO): ubiquitin protein ligase activity; ubiquitin conjugating enzyme binding; cyclin binding
Source: RefSeq, a predicted model, not a curated record